This is a messenger RNA of Aspergillus mulundensis, 867 nucleotides long. RefSeq lists its product as uncharacterized. NCBI's taxonomy places the organism in Eukaryota, Fungi, Ascomycota, Eurotiomycetes, Eurotiales, Aspergillaceae. The record is from RefSeq and is a predicted model, not a curated record. The transcript has 2 exons. The coding region runs from base 1 to 867 and encodes 288 amino acids.
AUGCUCUCACUCUCUACCACUCUGACCCCCCUCGCCGCCCUCGCCCUUCUAGUCAGGGCGCAAGCCCAAGAAUCCGGCAGGACAUGCUACAACCCCGACCGCACCACCUCCCCAACCGCCGUCCCCUGCACCUCCGCAACGCAAACCUUCUGCUGCGGCCCCGACGCAAUCUGCCUCUCGCCCGGCUACUGCCUCAGUGUGUCCGCGCAACCCUACACCCUGUAUCGCGGAUCCUGCACGGAUUCGGGCUGGGGUGAUUUCUGCGCUUAUUAUUGUGUAAAUUAUCGCACGGCUACAAACGCGCCUAUUGUCAGUGUGGGGAGCAACGAUGACGGCCGCGCGAUUUACUGCUGUGGCGCUGGGGCUCAGGCAAAUCAGACGGACCAGACGACGUCUUGUGAGAAUGGGGACGAGCCGUUUGUGCUGGAGGAUGGGGAGAUGGUUUUUGGGAGGGCGGCGCUUGCUGGUGUGGGUAAUUCCACGGUUAGCGACGACGACUCCGGCUCUGGCUCCACGGAUGCCAACUCCAGUGGGACCGGGGGAGAUGGUAGAGGGAGCUCUGAGGGAGCUUGCAGCAACAAUGAUGUCGCGAUUGGUGCGGGUGUGGGAGUCCCGCUAGGUGUUUUGGCGUUAUCUGCUGUGUGCUGGGCGCUACUUGAAAGGAGGAAGAGGACGCAUGCUGUUAUGGGGCCGGUCGGGAUUGGCGCACUAGGGCAAGCUGGCGGGGAGGGUGUAUCCGUACAGACUCAGCUGUUUCAUGUACCCCCUCAGCAGAAGGGUCGUCCGACGGAGCUUGAUGGCAUGGGGAAAGCAAGGAUCUCGGAGAUGAUGGGAAGCGAAGGCGAUAAUCAGUUGAGGGGGGUAUGA